Molecule: messenger RNA, 1137 nt
Organism: Miscanthus lutarioriparius
Lineage: Eukaryota; Viridiplantae; Streptophyta; Magnoliopsida; Poales; Poaceae
Source: the annotation of a GenBank genome assembly
AUGGCGGGCGAGCAAACCAAGCCAACGGAUUCGGCCGCUGGCCCCGCUUGCUGUUGUUCGUUGGCGACGAUGCUCGCAGGUCGCCAGCUCCAGACGCUCGGCGAACGCGUGUGCAGCGGAGAACCGCUCGGCCCAUCCACGACGUACACGUCAAUCGAGAGCGGAAGAGGAGAGAUCCCGCAAGCGCAUCGAAUCGACCGAGAGCGGAACAGGCGCGGGGGAACCGACGAUGGAGUCCACGGCGACGGCGCCCGCCACCUGCGAGAUCGCGCGCCUGCCGGACGACCUCCUGUCGGCGUCGCUGGCCCGGACGGGCCGCUGGACGCCUGCCGCGCCGCCUUGGUCUCGCCGGCCUUCCGCGCCGCGGCCGACGCCGACGCCGUCUGGUCCAGCCUCCUGCCGCGCGACCUGCCCCAGCUCGCCGACGGGGAGCUCCCCGCCGACCCGCAGCCCACCAAGAAGCAGCUCUUCACGCGCCUCUCCGACUCCGCCAGACCCGUCCUCCUCGCCGACGGCCUCACGAGCAUGUGGCUGGACAGGGCCACCGCCGCCAAGUGCUACAUGCUGUCCGCCAGGAAGCUGGGCAUCAUAUGGGGCGACACGCCACAGUACUGGCGCUGGAUCCCUCUCACCGACUCCAGGUUCCCCGAAGGUGCAGAGCUCCUGGACGUUUGCUGGUUGGAAAUCCGUGGCAAGAUACAUUGCAACAUGCUCUCCCAGAACACCACUUAUGCCGCCUACAUGGUGUUCAAGAUGUCCGAUGAAUCCUAUGGGCUAGACUAUCCACUCCAGUUGGCUGAAGUUAGCAUUGGGGCAACCAAAUCCACUCGUCAGGUUUGCCUAGGAUAUGACAACGAGGGCGAGGACGGGGAAGAGGUGCCUCAGAAUUACCGAUCAUUCAGACCAAUUGGAUUAUUCAGACCAAGGGUAGGGAGAAGAAACCGUCGCGUGCCUCCUGGAGUGCAAGUACAGCACCCUCAGACAAGAGCUGACGGCUGGAAGGAGAUGGAGAUGGGUGAGUUCAAGAAUGAAGAAGGUGAAGAUGGCGAGGUGUCCAUCAGUCUCAUGGAGACCAGAGGCGGCAACUGGAAAAAAGGUCUUAUUGUGCAGGGCAUUGAGAUCAGGGUGAAGAAAUAA